Molecule: messenger RNA, 1915 nt
Organism: Epinephelus moara (kelp grouper)
Lineage: Eukaryota; Metazoa; Chordata; Actinopteri; Perciformes; Serranidae
Gene: cdc20
Product: cell division cycle 20 homolog
Exons: 11
Coding region: 140-1633 (497 amino acids)
Biological process (GO): anaphase-promoting complex-dependent catabolic process; positive regulation of ubiquitin protein ligase activity; positive regulation of anaphase-promoting complex-dependent catabolic process
Cellular component (GO): anaphase-promoting complex
Molecular function (GO): protein binding; anaphase-promoting complex binding; ubiquitin ligase activator activity
Source: RefSeq, a predicted model, not a curated record
GCAGGAGCGCAUUCUGGGAUUUAAACCGUGUGGCGUCAUCGUCACGAAAUUCAAACUUUGGAGAGAGACUACGGUGACCACAGUGUUGCUCCAGCUGAUGCCACGUUUUUAAAGAGAGGUCGUGUGAAACCUGAAUAAAAUGGCGCAGUUUGGGUUCGAGAACGACAUCCACAGCAUCUUGAAGCUGGACAUGCCCAUCACAAACGCUCCCAUGGCGAGGUGGCAGAGAAAGGCCAGCUCAUCCAACACAUCCGCCGGGUUGUCUCCUGGUAAACCUGCCAAUGUGUCGCUCAGCUCAUCCAGAACACCGAGCAAAACACCAGGCAAAAACAAAAAGCAGACUCCCUCUAAGAUGGGGGCCGACCGCUUCAUUCCAGUCAGAAACAGCAAACAAAUGGAUGUGGCAAGUUUCCUGCUCUCAAAGGAGAAUGAGCCUGCAGACGCCAACACUUCAGCAGGAUCAUCAGAAAGCCAGAAAGCCUGGUCUAUGUCCCUAAAUGGCUACAACAUUGAAGAUGCAAAGAUCCUGCACCUUGGAGGGAAGCCGCUGAAUGCUCCAGAAGGCUAUCAAAACAACUUAAAGGUUCUCUACAGUCAGGGUACAACUCCUGCCUCUGUUAAAAAGACAAGAUACAUAUCUUCAACUCCAGACAGAAUCUUGGAUGCUCCUGAGCUUCGAAAUGAUUUCUAUUUGAAUCUGCUUGACUGGAGCAGCCGAAAUGUUCUUGCUGUUGCGCUUCAUAACAGCGUUUACCUGUGGGAUGCAACUCAAGGAGACAUCACUCUUCUCAUGAAGUUGGAGCGUGAGGAGGACUACAUCUGCUCACUGUCCUGGACCAAAGAGGGGAACUACCUAGCUAUCGGCACCAGUGACUGCAAAGUUCAGUUGUGGGAUGUUGACAACCAGAAGCGUCUACGCAGCAUGGCCAGCCAUACAUCUAGAGUCGGUAGCCUGAGCUGGAACGACCACAUUCUCUCCAGUGGCUCAAGAUCAGGACAUAUCCACCACCAUGAUGUGAGGGUGGCAGACCACCACAUCUUCACCCUCACUGGUCACUCACAGGAGGUGUGUGGACUAAAGUGGUCCCCUGAUGGGCGUUACUUGGCCAGUGGAGGCAAUGACAACUUGGUUUACGUAUGGCCCAGUGUGCAGAACAGCGGCCCCCAGCAGUCGGUCCACUGCUGGAGUGAACACCAAGGAGCUGUCAAGGCUCUGGCCUGGUGUCCGUGGCAGCCAAAUAUCCUUGCAUCUGGAGGAGGUACCAGUGACCGUCACAUCCGCAUCUGGAAUGUAAACAGUGGCUCCUGCAUCAGUUCACUUGACACUCAGUCCCAGAUCUCGUCACUGGUGUUUGCACCCAACUACAAGGAGCUGGUCUCUGCCCAUGGAUAUGCCCACAACAAUGUCGUAAUCUGGAAGUACCCUGCUCUCACCAAGGUUGCAGAACUCAACGGCCACGAGGACAGAGUUCUCAGUUUGAGUCUGAGCCCAGACUGCUCUACCGUUGUGACUGUCGCUGGAGACGAGACGAUCCGUCUGUGGAAGAGCUUUGAAAUAGAUCCUAUUAAGAAGAAGGCCAAAGAGAGGCUGGUCAAAUCAACGAGCAGCGUCAUUCAUCAGUCAAUCAGAUGAUUUCCUUGUCUUGACUCUAGAGGGAUUUUUUUGGGUCUAUGUUGAAUGAGAUAUGUGCAAAUGUUUUAUUUAAUCCACAAUAAAGAUUUCUACCAGUUGUUUUAGCUGUAACUGGCAAUUUACUGUUCAUACUGAUGGUGAAAUAGGUUGUUGGUCUUUAUUGUUUAUACAGCUCUACCAGUGUUGAGUGUUGGUAUAUUUCUGACCUUCACUUAGCUUUAGUUUAUAAUGAUGAUGCAUUGUAUACAGUGGAGUGAGUCAUAAUAAAGGGUUUGAUCACCU